UUAGCUUUUUUUUUUUUUCAUCUGUAGAAAACAAAAUCAGUGGAAAAUUGAUUUAUUAGUCCAGAUGGUUUUGACUCAAUAUAGGACACAUUCAAUUUAAUUCAACCACUAUUUUGUUUUUCCCCUUUUGUUUUAUUUCAGCACAAUUUUCUCUAAUAUCUUUAGCUAUAAUUUCAUAUCAGAAUAACAACAACGUUGAUCUGCUCACUAUUUUAACACCUCCUGUUGCACUCAGGCAGAUCCUUUGGCAAAGAGAAGAGAGUGGGUAGAGCUUUUAUAGCGGAUCCAUCAUACAGAAAGUCAGCUGGAGAUGGAUAUCUUCCAUAUAAUGUGCCUGAUAAGCGUCUGUUUCUGCCUUCCUUUAACCAUGGCAGUGAGCUGUUGGGUGUUUUUUGUGGUACGAAGGGAGCAGGUCCCCAUCACCUACUACACAAACCUCUUAAUCUCCAAUCUAAUCCAGUUCAGCAUGAUGAUCAUCAUUUUGAUCGUCAAAGAAAACCCUGAACUAGCUCUCUAUCAUUAUAUAUCUCUUGGCAUUUUGUGCUGUGCUGCGUUUGCUAAUCUUGACUUCAAGAUGUGCAUUGCUACUGAAAGGUGUUUGGUCAUCACCCGUCCACAGUGGAACUGCAUCAGACAAACUAAAGGUUCUGUGCUGCUCUCUGUUCUGGUUUGGAUCCUGUCUAUUAUCUCUGGAUUUCUUGUUGCAUUCUUCGAUAUGAUUUCACUCACUGUGUUAAUUUUUUUUGCCCUCGUUCCUUUUUUCCUGUUUGCCUUCACUUUGGUUUGGACCCUCAAAACUCUGCCUGCUGCCACCUCAGUGCCCACUGAAGAAAAACAGAGAAUUGUAGAAAUCUUAGUUCUGUUGUUAGUUAAUCAUUGUCUGAUGUUCCUUCCCCUGAUCAUCUUUUAUAUUGUACCAAUUUCACUUUAUUUUCUCGUUUAUAUUCCUAUCUUUCUAAUCCUCGUAAAUUUAUUUCUGUUCAAUCCUUUCAUGGAUGUGAUUUUGGUUUUUCGCAUGUGGAAAGACCCCAUCGACAAUCAGUUGUUGUCUCUGUGCUGUUACACUAUGGACAACACUGCUGGAGAGGUAGCUGCAGAUAAAAAGCUACAGCUACAAUGCUGCAGUGACUGUAACAGCACAGUGCUGUACACAGCACUGCAGCAGAUGUAGCUGCACAUAAUCAGACAGGUGGUUGAUUGUAGCAUAGAGAGAGAGACAAAAGGGGACGAUUCUGUGACAGAUUUAGGUAAAUUAAGCAAACAUCAACCUUAAUAAAUGUAGUGAAGUGGACAUCUGAGAUUUAUCUUGAGAAAUUUAGAAGCACUAUUCUUAUUAAAAGCUUCAUCGGUUAUUAACCAGCUGAAUUCAGUUAAACUGGGGAAGCAAGAAGCAUGUUUUGUUUAUUGAUCAGAUGCUAUGAAUCACGAGAGAGAAAAAAACUCUGAAGACCUACUUAAUGAGCAUACUAUUCUGCUCCUCUGUAAUUUGUAUUUCUUCACACAUACUAAGAAAGAGCAUGGUACAUGAAAGCCUGGCUCACAGUCUCUGUUCUAGUUCAUCCCAAAGGUUCUAUCAGGUUGUCAGGACUGUGUGCAGGCCUGUCUAGUUCUUCCACACCAAUCUUUCUCUUCCAUGUCUUUAUGGACCUUGCUUUGUACAGUGGUGAGCAGUCAUGUUGGAACAUUGUUUAUAGUGUUUGCUGCUUCAGAUUAUUUUACGUUUUUAAUUUGCAAGUAAUAUAUUGAGUUCUAAUUAAAUGUUUCAUUAUUUUCUGUUUAAUUUGUUUUGUAAAUGCCAUUUGAAAAUUGCACUUUUGUCUUCUGAACUUAUGCGUGGAUAUUUCCAUUUCCUGUGAGCUAUACUGAAAAGUCUAUGCUUGACUGUGACAGGGUUAGUCUUAAAAAAAACACCUGGUUUGUGUUGACAACCUGUGUUGACAAAGUGUUUUGUGUGUUUUUGUAAAAAGUUUAAAAUUAAAAUUCCCAAUAAACACAUUUUAUCUUAAGAUUGGAGUAUUUUUGUCAAUUCAAGCUCAGUCAAAUUUAAAUGUGUCAGGGAACCUAAAACUGUGACUAUGAGCGUGCAGAGGAAGGUUUUUUUUGUUCAGUAAAACCGGAAUUCCAGAAAAGUAGGGACAUUCUUUAAUGUGAACAAAAUGAAAAUCUAUAUGUUUUUGAUAAAAGCUUGAAAGUGUAUGUGUGCAUUUUAAUCUGAAAAAACACUUGUGACUUCCAGUCAUGCGAAAAUAAAGGUUUUGUGCAGAAACUUCCACCCAACCAUUCUCUUCGCUUAUCCAAUUCAGGGUUUUUGAGGGGCUGGACCCUGUCCCAGCUGCCACAGGGUGAAAGUCUGUGUACACCCUGGAAAGGCCUACUGCACCUUCGGCUCUUUCCCUCAUCAG
Messenger RNA from Haplochromis burtoni (Burton's mouthbrooder), 2402 nucleotides. RefSeq lists its product as uncharacterized. Bases 311 to 1171 code for a protein of 286 amino acids. NCBI's taxonomy places the organism in Eukaryota, Metazoa, Chordata, Actinopteri, Cichliformes, Cichlidae. The record is from RefSeq and is a predicted model, not a curated record. The transcript has 3 exons.